Molecule: messenger RNA, 4832 nt
Organism: Toxotes jaculatrix (banded archerfish)
Lineage: Eukaryota; Metazoa; Chordata; Actinopteri; Toxotidae
Gene: phc3b
Product: polyhomeotic-like protein 3
Exons: 12
Coding region: 555-4133 (1192 amino acids)
Cellular component (GO): nucleus; PRC1 complex
Molecular function (GO): protein binding; zinc ion binding
Source: RefSeq, a predicted model, not a curated record
CAUUGCAUUUCUCCAGCAGCGGACUGACCAGGCCCCUCGCAGCCGCUACACGGUGGCUCCGAGCCGGGCUCAUUCCCACCACAGACCCGGCAGGUGUGACGGUGGUGGUUCACCGGAGAACGGCGGGCAACAGAUCCCCCCUGGAUGCUGGAUUUAGGGAGUGCUCCGCGGGAAAAAGCCCGGGCUGUGAUGAAACCCUAAACAAAGUGCGACACACACAAGCCCAUGCACAUCAUAAACGGGCCUGUCUUGCUUUGCAACUUUGCGUUUGUGGCUCUGUGCAGGGGCUAACGGCAGAUAAUCAUAGGUGAGGCUGGUGAAAUUAUCGUCCGGGGGAGGGUGACGCGCACUUCACAGCAGCCCCUGCGCUGUCAGACGAGGAAGUGAGGCUUCACACACGCCCAUUUCAGCCUGUCGACCCCGCUAAAAAACCCAGACCCGUUUCUCACACAACACAGCAACAGACUUUAUAAACAUGCGCUCACUUUCGGAUGGACAGCGCCGGGAGUAGCCUGCAGGACGACGCCGAUUUCAGAGUGUUACAGUGUUGAAGGAUGGACAGGGAGCUGGUUCGACAGACCCAGUCAGACCAUGGCGAGGCCACCAAUGGAACCAGUCCUCAGACCACCACCACCACCACGCCCGACUCCUCCACCCCUACCACCCCCACCCCUCCUCGGCUCACCCCCAACCCCAUGCUCCUGGACGCCCCUGCGCCCACGCUAACACCCACCACCUCCUCCCCUCCUCCCCCUCUCACCCCUGCCCCGUCCGUCUCUGCGACCCACGGGCCAAAGGCGGUGGCAGUGUCUCCCCACAUGCUCGUCCCUGCUCCCCCUAAACUCACCUCGACCACGACCCCCGCCCUCCGAACGUACUCUCGCCCGAUCCUCCCCUCUCCAACUGGCGUCUCCAAAACACCUCCUACCACACAAACCUCCAGCUCCUCCUCUCUUCCCCCUCCGUCCUCCCCCUCCUCUUCCCUUGCUGUAGCCAGCUCAGCCUCGCCCCUCGCCUCCUCUUCCUCUGCAACGCACAGCAGCACCACCACAUCAACCAAGACCUCCACCAGCCUGACCAACGGGAACACAAGGCCCGUAUCCACGCCGACCUCCACACCAAUCACGCCCUUUCACACACCAGCCAGUCCACCUGGCAGACAGGUAUCACAGGCUCAUCCCGUGGGCACACCUGGUCUUGUGCGGGCCAAUCAGAGCCCCUCCCCUGUCAGGCAGAGGGUAUCCCAGCAGACAUUGCUCCUAGGGAAAGGUCUCAAAGGGUCUGGCCAAGACCAGGUGCUGCUCAGAGCUCAGAUGCUGAUUCUUACGUCUGCUAUGCGACCCGCCCCGUCCUCCUCUUCCUCCUCCUCUUCCUCCUCUUCCCUGUCCUCUAACCCUGCUUCCGCUCAGCUCCAGAGUCUCACCCUGAGGCCUCCUCCCCCCGGGGCCCUCACCAUCCCCCCCUCCCUCCGUCUCAAGCCCCCGUCCUCAGCCCCGCCUCCCCUCUCUCGCCCUCACGCCCCACUCUUCCCCCCUCUCAGGCCGCGACCGCAGCCCAGCACCACGGCAACGGAGAGCCCGACCACGCCCAGCCGCCACCUCUCCGUCCCACCUCCAACUCUCUACUCUCCGGUUCGAGCCGUCCCUCUGAGACCCAGACUUCACUCACCAAACGGUCACAGAGCAGCGUCGCCUCGACAAGCCUCAGCCCUCCAACCAAUCGCAGCUGCUCCCUCCAGUCAGGCCUCUCCCGUCGGCCGGCCGCUGACUGGACUGAAGAGCUGUCCGUUAUCUCCGACUCUGCUCGGUCCCAGCCAAUCCCAGCACAGCUCGCUAUCUGUGACCAACCCCAUCUCUUCUUCUUCUUCCCACUUCGAGCGCUCGCCGUCUGCGGCCAGGCAGCUGCAAAUCAUCGCGCUCUCCUCGGGCCGCCAGCCUCAACCUGGAACGUACGCCCACGCCUCGGUGGGUCACCGACAGUCACCGCCUCCAGUUGCAGAGCCGCCUGAGCUUUCCAGCCAAUCAAAGAGGACUUUGAGCAGUGAAGACACGCUCCCUUUUCCUCUGAACCCCUCACUGCCAAAAACAACCUCUCCUCUGCCCUCACCUCCAUCUCUCCUGAGUCCAGCCUCGCCUCCAAGUCAGGCUGGACCUCAAUCACAAACUCUGGUCCAGAAAGGAGAGACGAAGGAGAGCGAGGAGAGAGAGAGAGAACGAGGGGUAAGACAAGGAAUCAGAGACGAGGGGAGUGUCAGUAAAGACCUGAGGGUGGAGAAAGAUGACCAAAGACAGAGGGUGAAGGAGGAGAAACCGAUGCUUACGACUGAGAAGGAAAUCAGUCAGAAAGAGCAGGAGGCUGAAACGGGCCGAGAGGAGGAGCAAAUGGAGGUGACAGAGGAGGGACAGAGUGACGGAGAGAGGACAGCAGGUGGCGAGGAGAAGAAGAUGGAGGAGGAAGAGGAAGCAGAGACCGCCAUGGACCAGUCUGAGAAGCUUAGCAGCCAGGUUGUCCAUCAGCAGCAGAGCACAGGUCCGGUCCCAGCGCCUGAUACUGUUAAAGACCCCGACGAGGACAUCAAACCCAUCCCGGGUCUUAUUUCAGCCUCAGUCCCAGUCCAGACCUCAGCCCCUGUCCUGGCUUCAGUCCCAGCCCCUGUCCUGCCUUCAGUCCCAGCCCCUGCCCCAGCCCCUGUCCCAGCCCCUGUCCCAGCCCCUGUCCCAGCCCCUGCCCCAGCCUCUGCCCCAGCCUCUGCCCCAGCCCCUGCCCCAGCCCCAGCCCCAGCCCCUGUCCCAGCCCCUGUCCCAGCCCCUGUCCCAGUACUGUCUCCAGUCCCAGAGGUCUCUGCCCAGAGUCACAAGCUACCAGAGUCUCAUCGAGACCUCCAUCCUGUCAGUCAGGAGGACUUCUGUGAAAACAUGUCAACCCAGUCUGACAACCAAUCAGCUCUGUCCAGCCUCUCCUCUCAGUCUCCGCCCUCCUCGCCCUUCAUCACCCCCUCGGCAGAAAACCCUCCUCCCCUCCUCCCCGCUCAGCCCGCCCACCCGACCGACCUCAGCCAAUCACAGCCUGAGCCCGAGAAAGUCGACAAAACGGUCGGGGAGUCGCAGCGCCUGCCUGAGGCCGAGACCGAGGCGGAGCCCCUCGGCCAAUCGGAAGACGAGUCCGAGAGCUUCAGCCAAUUGCUGAGCAGCCCCUGGGAGCCGAGGGCGUGGCCUGAGGGACGACAGGUUCUGACUCACCUGGUGGAGGGGUUUGUCAUCCAGGAGGGGCUCCAGCCGUUUCCUGUGAACCGCUCGUCCCUGCUGGUUCCAGAGCAGGUGACCAAACCACAGGAAGUGAACGGGACCAAUGGCAGAGCGGCGUUGCCUGUGACAGACACGAUAAAACAAGCCGAGCACUCCACUGAUUCAGAUGAAGAAGAGGGAGGAGACACGGACGACCCCGGGGCCAGGUCAGGUCACAGGGACCGAACUGUGCUGCACUGCCAGUUCUGUGGGAAAAGAGGCCACGCGCACAACUUCAUGCGGUCCAAGCGCUUCUGCUCCACUUCCUGUGCACGCGGGUUUAACGUUCGUCUGACAAAGCGUCUGCGGGCCCUGAGCGCAGGCAGUCGGUCCGAGAGGCCCCGACCGGCCCUGAACAGGGCAGAGUCGGUCCCUGGGAAACCUCUGUUACUGCGGCUGCCUCGUGAUCUGUGGAGCGCCGGUCGCCGCGAGAAGGAGGGAAAGGAGAAGGCAGCGGCGGCAGAAGAGGAGGAGGAGGAGGACAUGGAGGGAGGAGCGGAGGAGGAAGACGACGAUGGAGGAGAGGAGGAUCCUGCCGUUGCCAUGACAGUGAGGAUGGAGCGACGGGCGGCUCGGAGAGCGAGGAGGGCAUCUGCGCCCGCCAUGACCACCUCCACACCCACGAGCACGUUCAAACCCGCCCCCUCUCAGUGGAGCGUGGAGGAAGUCACCGCCUUCAUACACACACUGCCAGGCUGCAGUGACGUGGCGGAGGCGUUCCGGCUGCAGGAGAUCGACGGCCAGGCUCUGCUGCUGCUGACCGAGGACCAUCUGAUGACCAGCAUGAACAUCAAACUGGGACCAGCUCUCAAGAUCUGUGCUCACAUCAACGCUCUGAAAAACCAAUGAGAGAAAAACAAACAAACAAACAAACAAACAAAAAACCAACACAGAAAGACCAAGAGAAAAAGAGAAAGUCUGAGGGUUUGACGUGGAAGGAAAACAGGCAAUAAAGAAGCGGGGAAACAGAAAUGGGAAAAUUUAAAAGAUGGAGAGAGUUUGAAAACAAAAGCUGACACCAAGGAUGACAGAACAAAGUCACAAAAAGAGAUUCACGGUAAUUUAUGAGAUUAUCAAUGGAGGCGUGGCCUUAGCAGACAGGAACACAGGAGGUGUGCAGAGGCAUGGAGGUACCAGAGUCCAGAGGAAAGCUCAUCCGUUGUGGGCCCUCUGACUGUAGCAGGUGACCGGAGGGGUUUUUGUAACUUUGUGUAUAUUUUACAUGACGCUGGAGAGUGUAAAUUUGAAGCUAUUUCACGAAGGAUUUUGAACAUUUAAUAUAUAAAAUUUGUCUAUUUAGUUUUUUUAGAACGUGACGUCAAUGACAAAUCUAUCCAGUAGCUAACAUAACCGGUGUGUGUAAAAGAAAAAAAGAAUAAUAAUACGUAGACUUUGUAAGUGAUUAAUGAAAGUUUAAUGUUUUAUAUCACUAUAUUCUGGACAAAAACAUGUCUGUGGAUUAAAAAAAGUCACUAUCAGGGUAGAGACUGGUGUCUUUAAUCGUCACAUUUUUAUGGUAUCCUGCUUGAAAUUAUUUAAUAAAUGAAU